Tilletiaria anomala UBC 951 is the source of this 891-nucleotide messenger RNA. RefSeq lists its product as uncharacterized. The transcript has a single exon. The coding region runs from base 187 to 732 and encodes 181 amino acids. The record is from RefSeq and is a predicted model, not a curated record. Lineage: Eukaryota; Fungi; Basidiomycota; Exobasidiomycetes; Georgefischeriales; Tilletiariaceae.
CGCUGUCCUCGCUCACUGCGCCCCGCUCGAGCGACAGCCAGAUCCAGCAGCCCAUUGCUGAAGAGCGUGUCGCACCGAUAACCAAGGAGGUCCGUAACUAGGUCAAGGAGGCGGUCGGGCUAGGUGUUGACGCAUGAAAGGGCGACAAGAAGACAUGAAGCGCGUCCUCAUGCUUCUACACUCUUGAUGGUACUGCAACUCCCUGGAACCGCUCCCCAAGUUCAAAAGAGACCGUCGCCGAAUCUUCACAAUAAUCAGCCAACGUCGAGCAAUACCUCUUCGGCGCUUAGGCCUAUCUCAAUCGGGAGCGGCGGUGCACGUUGCACAAGACUGAUUGUGGUCUGCCAAAUCCAGCUCAGUUUGGAGUGUCCACCUUCUGCUCCUUUACACAGCGGGCGCAGAAAUGACGCACGGUUCAGGCGCACGGCUCCCUCAAGCACUUUCGAUGUGUGCAACACAUUCGAUGCGAGCGUUGCUCGCAACACGAUGCAGAGAAUUCUCGACCUACACACUACACAUACCGGUUCAACAGCGGCUUUACGCUCGGGAGGUGGAGGGAGUUGUGAAGGACCGAGGCAUGUCCAUUCCCGCGGUGCAGAGGCAGAGCCGGACCAAGUGUGUUUGCUUCUGUCCUUGAGGGCAAUCAUCCGCAUUCGAGGUGUCGGAGAGCAUGUACCGCUUAUCUGCGUGCGAUUCCAUUGGCGUUCAACUACAUCAUCUUGUCGUCAGUGAUCCAGCUUUGUUAGACAGUGCGCAUUCCAUCUUCUCUCUUUUGGCCAGCUAACAGCUUUCCUUCGUUUCGGCUGGGUCUUCUCGGAAUUCUGGCCGCCCCAACGCAUCCUGAAGCAGAAAGCAAUCAGAACACAGAGAAGGAGCCCACGAUUUUCUGUA